This is a messenger RNA of Anopheles stephensi (Asian malaria mosquito), 1150 nucleotides long. Its product is annotated as cuticle protein CP14.6-like. NCBI's taxonomy places the organism in Eukaryota, Metazoa, Arthropoda, Insecta, Diptera, Culicidae. The record is from RefSeq and is a predicted model, not a curated record. The coding region runs from base 156 to 551 and encodes 131 amino acids. The transcript has 2 exons. Gene Ontology annotation, cellular component: chitin-based extracellular matrix. Gene Ontology annotation, molecular function: structural constituent of chitin-based larval cuticle.
GACCCAUCAUCGGUAUCAUACCGCAGCCAAGCAUCCAGCGUGCAGCAUCGAUCGCAUCACAGUGCAGUCCCUUUUCGGCAAAACCAAGUUCCAACCGGCAGGAUAACCGUAGUGUCUUCGCUUCCGUCAGUGAAAAGAAACAAUACUAAACAACCAUGAAAUUCGUCGUACUACUCGUUGCCGCACUCGUUGCCGCUAGCUCUGCCCAGAUUCGCCCACUGCCCAACCCGCUCCGGAAUCCGGCGGUGUACGGUGGUCCCGAGGCGAGCGCCGUCAUCCUGAACCAGGUGUACGAACCCAACCCGGACGGUUCGUACAUCUAUAGCUACGAGACGAGCAACGGCAUCCGGGCCGAGCAGCGUGGCUUCCUGAAGAACCCGGGAACGCCCGGCGAGGCACAGGUCAUGCAGGGUUCGUACUCGUACACCGGUCCGGACGGUGUCGUCUACACGAUCAACUACAUCGCCGACGAGAACGGAUACCGUGCCGAGGGUGCCCACAUCCCGUCCGCGCCCCGAUACAACGCUCCCCGCUACCCUGGACAGUUCUAGUAGGUGGUCAGCCCAGAUGACCCGGUUUGCGGGGGCAGGACGAGGACGCGCAAGACUGCGGGGAAAUGAUAUUUAUUAGCUAAAAGAUCGAGCUGCUAAAGAUCACUGCUACCCUUCGGUACCAACGCCGUAAUGAUACGAUGCCCAUCCUCAAUUCUUCAUCUCCCAUCCUGCCGCUCCACACCGUUCGAGGACCAAAAAACCAUUUCCAUACUGACUACGGUCACUUGAGCGGAUUCACCACCACCAUCGACAGCCAUUAGCAGCGGACCCGUGCGCAGUCCACUGUGGUGAUUGGUAGUACCUCUGCGUCCCCCCAAAACACGGUGCAACCAUUGGACGGUGUGACAUCGAAGACAUUUAGCCCUGCCGACGGACGGACGGACGGACGGACGGACCGAUCGCUAAUGAUGGCCGAUCGCAUCCAAAGCACUUUUGUAAAAUAACUUUAUACCCAUCCCGCUUGACCGGCCGCCCGCUGGCCAGUAUACUCAUUCGUUUUAUGCAUCCAUCGGUUUGCUCAUGCAGUGGAAUAUUUGUAUUACGUACCGAUUUUAAUAAAUCACGCAACAGCCUUCACAAAACAGGCCACACCGAAA